This is a messenger RNA of Juglans microcarpa x Juglans regia, 1022 nucleotides long. RefSeq names its product vacuolar protein sorting-associated protein 25. Gene Ontology annotation, biological process: protein transport to vacuole involved in ubiquitin-dependent protein catabolic process via the multivesicular body sorting pathway. The record is from RefSeq and is a predicted model, not a curated record. Gene Ontology annotation, molecular function: protein homodimerization activity; structural molecule activity. The transcript has 8 exons. Gene Ontology annotation, cellular component: ESCRT II complex. The coding region runs from base 272 to 811 and encodes 179 amino acids. NCBI's taxonomy places the organism in Eukaryota, Viridiplantae, Streptophyta, Magnoliopsida, Fagales, Juglandaceae.
AUCGGGUCUUGGAAGUCUGAUCUAAAGGAGGGUACUUCUGUAACUUCGACGAUUGAAGAAAUACCAGUGCGCGAAAGCGAGGGGCAGCUGAGGGAGAAGAAACAGUUCCGGCUUCAUUGGCGGUCUCAAAGCAAAGGAAGGACUUGUACCGAGUUUUACAUACGGAAACCAAUCCUCCAACGCCAUUGCUUAGAAGCUCAGGAGACUCAAUAAAUCUCAAGAAUCGUGUUGUUGAACUCUAAGGUCUCUUCUUGUAGAGGAAGCAAUAGAGAUGCAGAAAUUGGGUGAUUUCAAGCUUCCUCACUUCUUCAAUUAUCCACCAUAUUUCACUUUGCAGCCAGUAAGGGACACCCGUGAUAAGCAGGUACAACUUUGGAAGGAACUCAUCCUCGAUUACUGUAGAACACAAAAGAUAUUUGUGGUUAGACUGGAAGAAGAUUUUCCGCUAUUUUCAAAUCCUGUGGUUGAAAGAUCUCUUAGUCAUGAAGCCAGGGAAGCAUUUCUCUCAGCAUUAGUAUCAGAAGGACGAGCAGAAUGGUUGGAUAAAGGACAUAGGAAAUGUCUAAUUCUCUGGCACCGCAUUCAAGAGUGGGCUGACAUUAUUUUAUCCUUUGUAAAAGAUAAUGGGCUAGAGGACAGUGUUAUGACAGUCGAGGAAAUACGUUCAGGGACUGAGUCUCGAGGAACAGAGCUUCAUGGGAUUGACCGUACAAUACUAAUGCGAGCUCUGAGACUACUAGAGCAAAAGGGGAAGCUUGCUAUAUUCAAGGGAACUUCAACUGACGAUGAAGGCGUGAAAUUCUCCUUGUAAACCUUUUACUCGGUUCCUUUCAACAGGAUCAUAUGCCAUGGAGGCAAUGCUGCCUGUUACUGCUGGUCUGGUAGAGUUUAGGAAUGUGACCGACUGUUGGCCAGUUGAGUUUUUUAGUUCAUGUUUUGGGUCUUUUUUAAGCGGUAGCUCAUGACACGUUUGUUGUAUUGAAUUCAAGCUUGAAAAGAAUAAAGGACUGAAAUAUUUCUUU